AUGGUGCGUCCGCGAUCCAAGCGCCCCAGAACAUCGGAUGCCAGGACGUCGGUCUCCGAAGAGGAAGAAUCAAGUCCUAUCUCCUGCGAGAGUUGCAGACAGAAGAAAUGCAAAUGUGACCGCAAGCUGGGAUUACCACUGGGCUAUCUCAACCAACUCGAGCAGCGACUCGCCGAGACCGAGCAGGCAUUAUAUGGAGCACUCGUGACACUGCGCUCAAUGCAGCCCGUAACUAUGAUCCGCGCAUGCCCCAAGCCCGAAACUGCACCAAAACAAAAGGCUGCUCGCGUGGAGGAGUGGACUCGCCUUCCACUUCGGGAAUGGCCGGAUCUGGAGCGUUGGUCGACGGUGAUGUCGGAGCAAUUUAGCAUUGAACUGCCCGCUAGGGAGGUGUUAUAUCCCGCAGCCUCUGGUGGAGAUGUUUAUUCGGGUCCGAUUACCCCAGGUCAUCUCGGUGGGACCCGCAACUGGAGUCGUCUGGGAGGUCCCCGGUUGCACUCCGCUUCUUAUCUGUCCACGGAGAGGGCCCUCGCAGAAGGCGGCCACGAAGAGCGACGACAACCUGCUCCCAUGCUGGAAACUUGUCCCUCAUCAUCCGCCAUACACGGCACUGUGGCUGGUUCCGCAUCCAUUGCUCGGUCGCCCUCCGAGAUGGGCGAAUGUGCCAGGUCACUUCCGGCUGCAAGGGAUGGUGAUCCAACCACAACGGAGACAGGACCGGCGCGCCAGCUGACACAGAGAAACCCUAACAUAUAUUUCUGA
Messenger RNA from Penicillium lagena, 762 nucleotides. RefSeq lists its product as uncharacterized. NCBI's taxonomy places the organism in Eukaryota, Fungi, Ascomycota, Eurotiomycetes, Eurotiales, Aspergillaceae. The transcript has 4 exons. The record is from RefSeq and is a predicted model, not a curated record. The coding region runs from base 1 to 762 and encodes 253 amino acids.